Messenger RNA from Cricetulus griseus (Chinese hamster), 525 nucleotides. The record is from RefSeq and is a predicted model, not a curated record. Lineage: Eukaryota; Metazoa; Chordata; Mammalia; Rodentia; Cricetidae.
AUGCCGCUUAGCGUCCCGAUCAGCCUGGGGCCACCCAGGGGCGGAGCGCAGCUGGGACCCAUCCGAGGUCUGCCCCGCCCACGCGGGGCCGAAGCCCGUCGAAUGACUCGGUGCAACGUGUUGGUGGCUGCUGCGGGCGGUGGCCGCGCUGCUCAUCGCCUGCCUGCUGCUGCGCGUCUUCAGGUGGGUCGCGUCGCCCCGCUCCUUGGUCAGCUGGCUCUGCGGCGGGGGCGCCAUGCUGCUGCCCCCACGCGCCGGUCCCACCUGCGCGCCAGGUGCUCUGUCUUGGCGCGCUCCCGCCAGACGUGCACCUUUCUGCUCUCCCUGCCAGGGUUGGGAAAGAGGUUGAAGAAGACCCGCAAGUAUGACAUCAUCACCACUCCUGCUGAGCGUGUGGAGAUGGCCCCACUGAAUGAGGAAGAUGAUGAGGAUGAGGAUGCCACAGUAUUUGACAUCAAAUAUAGGUGUGUGCUGAAGAUAGAGGCUUCCUCCUGGGCUGUGUCUGGUACGAUGGUUCAGCCAUAG